UUACAAGAAGUUUCAAAUUCCCUGUGGUGGUCCAGAGCUAAAUGCAACAAUCGUAUCAAAUAGCUCAGCAUAUGAACAUAUGUGUAAGCCAAAGUAUGUUAUCUUUAAUUCCAAGACCGUGUAUGCUUUGCCCACCAUUGCUUUUGCAUUUGUGUGCCACCCAUCAGUCCUCCCGAUUUACAGCGAACUUAAAGACCGCUCACAGAAAAAAAUGCAGUUGGUUUCAAAUAUCUCAUUUUUUGCCAUGUUUCUGAUGUACUUUAUGACUGCCAUAUUUGGCUAUUUGACUUUCUAUGAGGGUGUGCAGUCAGACCUGCUUCACAAAUACCAGAGCAAAGAUGACAUUCUUAUCCUGACUGUGCGCUUGGCUGUGAUCGUGGCAGUGAUACUCACUGUGCCGGUGCUGUUUUUCACUGUGCGUUCAUCGUUAUUUGAGAUGGCUAGAAAAACAAAAUUUGACUUAUGCCGUCACGUUUCUGUUACUUGUGUUCUUUUGGUUAUCAUCAACCUGUUAGUCAUCUUUAUCCCAUCUAUGAAGGAUAUUUUUGGAGUUGUAGGGGUCACUUCUGCCAAUAUGCUGAUUUUUGUUCUUCCUUCGUCGUUGUAUUUAAAAAUUACACAGCAGGACGGAUCAAAGUUUACACAGAGGAUUUGGGCUUCUCUUUUCUUGGCACUGGGGAUAAUGUUUUCCCUAGUGAGCAUUCCCUUGGUCAUCUAUGACUGGGUACAAUCAGGAGGCAGUGCUGAAGGCCACUGAAGUUCAUCUCCUUCUGAAAAGAAAACUCCCGUUUGCUACACACCAAAAUCGCAACCAUCGUUCUGUUAUCUAUUCCAUCUUUUGUGAGUUUACUCAAAUCAAAUCCAAAUAAUGAUUAUCCGGUACUGAAACUACUGUUCUGGGUAUAUUUUCUUGCAGAACACAGACCCAUUUUUCCAACAGGCACAUCACUCUGUCCCCCAGUAGCUACCAGAUCAGCACGAAGUGUGUAUUAGUUGUCUGUGAGACUAUACAGAGCAUUGCUGAU
This is a messenger RNA of Acanthisitta chloris (rifleman), 1025 nucleotides long. RefSeq names its product sodium-coupled neutral amino acid transporter 1-like. The record is from RefSeq and is a predicted model, not a curated record. Bases 80 to 757 code for a protein of 225 amino acids. Gene Ontology annotation, biological process: L-glutamine transport; amino acid transmembrane transport. The transcript is spliced from 7 exons. Gene Ontology annotation, molecular function: L-glutamine transmembrane transporter activity. NCBI's taxonomy places the organism in Eukaryota, Metazoa, Chordata, Aves, Passeriformes, Acanthisittidae.